AAUGUGUUAAAGAAGAGAGACCAAGUUCAAGCGGAGUAUGAAGCAAAACUGGAAGCAGUAGCCUUGAAAAAAGAAGACCGUCCAAAGGUACCCACAGAUGUUGAGAAGUGUCAAGACCGAGUAGAGUGUUUCAAUGCUGACCUGAAAGCAGAUAUGGAGAGAUGGCAGAACAGCAAAAGACAAGACUUUAGGCAGCUACUCAUGGGGAUGGCGGAUAAAAACAUCCAGUACUACGAGAAGUGCCUUACAGCGUGGGAGUCAAUUAUACCACUAUUGCAAGACAAGCCAGAGACCAAAUAAGAAGUACCUUCAUGGACAGUCUAGCACUUCUAUGCUCAGUACCACUAGAUAUACUGGAACUGUAUGAAGGACUCUUUUUGUGAAGUUAACUGAAAUACCAGCUGCACUUAGGCUGGAACAGACGGUCUGAAAAAUAUUUGAAUUUUUUUUUCCUCACUUUCUGUGUUUAAACUGGGGUAUGUUUCAUCUUUUUGAGUUAUCUUGAAUGGUUCCUUCUUUAUCCUAUGGAGUGAUUGGGGGUUCAUAGUGAAAGUACACGGGGAUCUUGAUAAAAACUUACCUCUCUAGUCUGGAAGGAACUGAUGAGCAGAACACUAAAAAGAUGAAAAUAAAACUCUACUGCAAGGUGCCAAAUGACAUCUUUAUUA
Messenger RNA from Cariama cristata (Red-legged seriema), 668 nucleotides. It is a transcript of the gene SNX30, whose product is annotated as sorting nexin family member 30. The transcript has 3 exons. NCBI's taxonomy places the organism in Eukaryota, Metazoa, Chordata, Aves, Cariamiformes, Cariamidae. The annotation marks the transcript as partial. The record is from RefSeq and is a predicted model, not a curated record.